AUGGCAAGGCUCAGAAGUCCAAGGCGCAUGAUUGUCGAGCGCGCGCCCAGUCAUGACGGUCUCAUGGCGGUGACAGCGUACCUUUCGCUGGACAAUGACGAGCGUACCGCAGCGUGCAAGAUGACGAAACGCCCGCUGUUUGCCUUUCGCAUCUACGACACGAGACCGGAAGCUGCCAACGUAGACAGUCUCUGUCACGUGGCCACGGCGAUUUACGAAAAUACGUUGGAAGGGCGUAGCGGUUCCCGCACUACCGCAACCGACCGCAUCGAAGUGAUCGCCCUCCCCAUGUCUGCAGACGCCACCGACCAUGAGCGUGCGGUCAAGUGCAGAGAGCACGAGGAGGCAGAAAUGGUAUCCAGAAAGAACCCUGGCAUGAGAGAUUGGUAUCUUCACAGACAUCAUGAGUUUGGCGAUUACCUGUCUGAGGUUCACGUAAUCAGCCGGUUGUGUCAAGAUUGGGAGCAAGCCAUUCAACAUGUCAAAGAUAGGAUGUUACGGCCAGAGGACCCUGCAGAAGCUCGAGCAGACCCAUUCGGCACAUUUAUCACCGUAGCUUGGGAUUUCAAAGAGGACCCUUGGGCUCAGCUUGAGGAGGAUGAAGACGUGCCACCUCCGGAAAUGUCAGUUACUCCGCAUAAGAUCUCUUAUCUGGAUCGUUGUUUAGCACAGGGGCGAGAACGUAUUGAUUGGUUUUAUAAUGUCUAUGUUCCCGACGGCGGCCUCGAUAUAGAAUUAGAGCAGGGCCAAGUGCCACCAGAUGUACUGGGUCGCCUCCUAGGUUUAGGUUUCUACCUAGACUCUUAG
Pestalotiopsis fici W106-1 is the source of this 807-nucleotide messenger RNA. RefSeq lists its product as uncharacterized. Lineage: Eukaryota; Fungi; Ascomycota; Sordariomycetes; Amphisphaeriales; Sporocadaceae. The transcript is spliced from 2 exons. The record is from RefSeq and is a predicted model, not a curated record. The coding region runs from base 1 to 807 and encodes 268 amino acids.